AUGAAAAAAUAUCUAGCUCCAAAUGUUACGGUGAAUGAGUCAAUAAAGGAAUUUACUUUGAAUUUCAUAAAUAUAGAUAAAUCUAUCUAUAAAGGAAAAGCAACACUUGAUAAAGAAAUUGAAAUAGAUAAGAAGUUUAAAAAGUGUACAUGUGACAGAAAUCAUAUGAAUAAAGAUUAUUCAGGUAUAACAAGAAGUUUUUGUAAAAAUUAUGGAAAAUUAUAUCAAUCUUUACAAUCAUGUGGAAAUCCCAAUUGUGUAAUAAAAUUGAAUAGAAUGAAAAAAAAAGCUUCAAAGCUACAAUUAGAAGUUUUUCUUACAAAAAACCGUGGAUGGGGGUUAAGAACAAGAAAUAGAAUUAUGCCAUUUCAAUAUAUAUGUGAAUAUGUUGGAGAAUUAUGGUUAGAAGAUGAGUAUGACAGUAAGGAAAAAGGUUGGUAUUGUUAUGAAGUUCAAGCUAAUGGUAUCACUUAUAUAUAUGAUGCAGAAAAAGAAGGAAAUUUUGCAAGAAUGAUAAAUCAUAGUUGUAGUAACAAUUCUAUUGCAAUUGCUUGUUCUCUAAGAGAUGAUUUGAUAUAUAAAGGUGAAAAAAUUCCUCAAUUGGGGAUUUUUGCUGCAGAUAAAAUCAUAGAACCUGGAGAGGAAAUAUGUAUAAAUUAUAAUGACACAUAUUUUAUUGAUGGUUUUGAUUGUCUUUGUGGUUCUGAUAUAUGCAUUUCAAAAAGAAAAAAAAGACGUCGUUGUAAUGAGUAA
Strongyloides ratti is the source of this 753-nucleotide messenger RNA. RefSeq names its product G9a. Gene Ontology annotation, molecular function: protein binding. The record is from RefSeq and is a predicted model, not a curated record. NCBI's taxonomy places the organism in Eukaryota, Metazoa, Nematoda, Chromadorea, Rhabditida, Strongyloididae. The transcript has a single exon. The coding region runs from base 1 to 753 and encodes 250 amino acids.